Messenger RNA from Lodderomyces beijingensis, 246 nucleotides. Lineage: Eukaryota; Fungi; Ascomycota; Pichiomycetes; Serinales; Debaryomycetaceae. The record is from the annotation of a GenBank genome assembly.
AUGCAUUUCACUUCAGUCAUCCUGAGUUUCAUAUUCGCAGCAUGUGCAACCAACGCAUUAUUCCUCCCUACAAAUGUAAAUGAUUUUGAAACCUUGACCGUGAUAUCGGACGUAGAGAAGUUGUACGAAAUGUACCCCAACGGCAAAGUGUUUGAUGAUAUUAUCGAUCCCAAUGAAAAGAUAUUUGUGUACGACGUGGAGAAAUCUUUGCCCUGGGCUAAGAGAGGCGCAGGCGCCAGAAAAUGA